ACUCUUUGCUCACAGCAACAGUUUUGACGAUUCGAGGCUCACUCUACUGUCUUCGUGUCACAAAUCUCAUCCAUUGACUCGUACAAUUCAGCAUUUAAUACUUAUAUUUUGUUUUAUCAGUGAAUUUUUAUCCUGUGUUCUCUCCAUUUACUUUUUCCAUAGCAUAAAAUCUUCCAAUGCAAAAUAAAUAUUUGAAAUCAUGUGGUUCUUCCAAGUGUUUGUGAUUUUUUCGGUUUUUUUGUGGAAAGUAGAUUCAAAAUCCAUCGACAAGAAACAGGAUUUGAUUUUUCCACAGGAUUCUGUUUUAAAGGGAAGUUACGUACCUUUGAUAGACGGACAACCGAUAUUUAUUCCCCAAGAAUUCGCUGAACCUAGUGAAGUUUUAGAUCUGGGAGAGUCUGAUAACAAAUUUGUAACAGAGAGGACUUUAAAAGUCGAUCAAAGCAACAAUUUUGAAACUUCUGAACUAAAAAUGGAUGAAGUGUUUUACAUCGCUGAAAAAAAGUAUAUUAAAGUACCUAAUAUUCAAAAAACUUUGCCAAAUUAUAAAGGUAAUAAGAAAAAUAAACAGGAAGCUGUAAAAGGUGCAGAGAAAAUAUCGAAACCAAAUCCUAAUAAACCGGAUACAAAACCGGAGAAGGACUUGGAAAAAUUGUCGGAACCAAAGAAUAAUUCGAAUAAACGUUCAAAAAUUUGUAAAGUAAAACCUAAAGUUUCAGAGACUAAAAAAGAACUUUCAACAGAAUCUCAAGAUAUUUUACUGAAUGAAAAAGUAGAUUUUCAGGGCAGAAACAAUGCCAAUCAAAAUGUUUUGAAUGAAGAUAGUUUAAUUGAAUCAGAAGAGCACUUUACUUUGCAAGAUGAAGUAAGAAGCAUGCUUGGUCCAAAUUUUAAAUCUUUUGUAUUUAAUCCUCUUGCAUCUUCCGAAUCUAAGUUUCAAGAGUGUCAAACAUCUAAAAAUGAAUCGGGUGUUUGUAGAUAUGUGCAACAUUGCUUUCUACCAAGUAUUUUAAGUUCACUUCAACAAUUUAUGAAUAAUGUAUGCAUCAUUGAGAGCAGAUUCAUUGGCGUUUGUUGUCCAAAUUUUCCUAUUCAAGCAAUAUCUAUUGACUGGCAAGAUAAUCAGGAAAAGUUUGAUGAUCAAGUAAAUACUACUGGAGAAUGUGGAGUUGGCACCAAUACAAGAAUAGUUGGUGGUUCAGAUGCAAACAACAAAGCUUGGCCCUGGAUGGUUGCUUUAAUCAAUAAUAAGAAAUUUUACUGUGGAGGUGUCCUUAUCAACGAUCGCUACGUACUGACUGCUGCGCACUGCACAUUUGGAGUGAAAAAGAAUGAAAUAAUAGCUAGAUUAGGAGACUUUGAUUUGAGAAGUGAUAAAGGUGAAGAUUAUAAAGUUGUAGAAAUCAAAAGACAUGGUCAAUACAAUCGUUUUACACUGAGAAAUGAUAUAGCUUUGUUGAAGAUACAAAAGCCUGUUGCAUUUAAUGAAUUUACACAAACAGUUUGUUUUCCGGAUCCAACUAAAAACUACACUGGAAGAAUUGCAACUUUGGCAGGUUGGGGACGUCUUCAAGGAGGUGUUUCACCCUUUACAAGUGAUGUUUUACAGGAAGUCGAAUUUCCUGUUGUGACAAAUGAAGAAUGUGCACAGACUCACGGUUUGCCCAUACCAGAAUCAUUGAUUUGUACUUCAGCUCCUUCCAAAGAUAAAAGUGCUUGUAACGGAGAUUCUGGAGGUCCCCUUAUGCUUUUGGAUGAUGAAAAUCGUUGGAAAGUAAUUGGAAUUGUAUCUUGGGGAAGACGUGGUUGUAAUACGAAAUUUCCAUCCGUUUUCACUAGAGUAACUACUUACAUGGAUUGGAUUAAACAACACGCAAUUUAAUCAAACUAUUUUAUCAAAACAUACUUUUAAAAUUUUUUAUUCUAAUGUAUUUCUUUUAAUAAACAUAUAUUAAGCAGUG
Messenger RNA from Parasteatoda tepidariorum (common house spider), 1961 nucleotides. Its product is annotated as phenoloxidase-activating factor 3. Gene Ontology annotation, biological process: proteolysis. NCBI's taxonomy places the organism in Eukaryota, Metazoa, Arthropoda, Arachnida, Araneae, Theridiidae. Gene Ontology annotation, molecular function: serine-type endopeptidase activity. The record is from RefSeq and is a predicted model, not a curated record.